AUGGGUCCAGUCACUGGAAUGACUCCGGAUAAGAAAGCUGAAACACCAGGAGCAGAAAAAGCUGCAGGACUACGGCAGUGUCAUGGGGUGGGAAGCUUGCCCGACGGAGGCGAUGCCGGCAGACCAAAGUCCACCGUGGUGGACAGAGAUUCAGCAGACGAUGAGCUCACAAAUUUGAACUGGCUGCAUGAAAGCACUAACCUUCUUACAAACUUCAGCCUUGGAAGUGAGGGUCUACCGAUCGUUAGCCCGUUAUAUGACAUUGAGGGCGACAGUGUGCCAUCCUUCUCACCAUCCUGCUACCAGAACCCCGAAAAAAAAUCCUCCACUUCCAAACCCCCUUACUCUUUCAGCCUUCUCAUUUACAUGGCCAUCGAGCAUUCCCCCAACAAGAGCUUGCCAGUCAAAGAAAUCUACAGCUGGAUCCUGGAGCGCUUCCCCUACUUUGCCACGGCACCCACCGGCUGGAAGAACUCUGUCCGACACAACCUCUCCUUGAACAAGUGUUUCCGAAAGGUGGAGAGAAGCCAUGGCAAG
This is a messenger RNA of Pterocles gutturalis (yellow-throated sandgrouse), 537 nucleotides long. RefSeq names its product forkhead box protein N2-like. Gene Ontology annotation, molecular function: cis-regulatory region sequence-specific DNA binding; DNA-binding transcription factor activity. Gene Ontology annotation, cellular component: nucleus. The transcript has a single exon. Lineage: Eukaryota; Metazoa; Chordata; Aves; Pterocliformes; Pteroclidae. Gene Ontology annotation, biological process: regulation of DNA-templated transcription. The record is from RefSeq and is a predicted model, not a curated record. The annotation marks the transcript as partial.